AUGCUUGAUCGCUUCUCAGAAGAAAAUAUUAUUGGAAAUUAUUGUUCGCAAAAUAUUGAAAAAGGCGCUUCCACUUCAUCUACUUCCCAACAACAAUCUUCAAAAUCUCUUCCCAGCAUAACUUCAGCAAUUUCUGAAAAAUCUUCAAAAAAGCGAAAAAGAGUUUUAUCAACUAGUGAAUCUUCUUCUGAGUCAUCUGCCUCAAUUUGUAUAACUCCGUUAAAAAAUUUUUAUUCCGAAAGAGGGCCGAAAGGACGUUUUAAAAAGCGAAGUGAUUCUUUCAAGUCCAAUGAGGAAAUAACUACACCCUCUUUUGAACAAAAUUUUAGAGGAAGAGCAAUUUCGUUUCAUGUUGGAAGUAAUAAAUUAGAGAAAGGACCAACCUCAAAAGCUUUGUCUUCCUCGCAAAAAGAAAUACUUGUAGAUAUUGACUGUUCUUCUUUAAUUACGCCUAAACUUGUUCCAAAUGGAUUACAUCCACGUUUAAACAGUUUAAAUAAAAAUACAAAUUUAAGUAAUGGAAUUAUAGGCAACAAAUCAUCCCAGAAUGGAGGAAAACAGCAAAAACAAUUGAGAAAAGGCACUCCAAUAAUUAAAAAACAAAAAUCAAAAAAUAAAAUUUUUGGAAAAUCUGAGAGCAAUUUAAAAAAUUGUUUUAAAUUAAUGAGUGAAGAAGAUGAUGAUUUUGAUGAAGAGGAAGAAGAUAAGGAAGAAAUUGUUGCUGAAGAGGAGGAGGAGGAGGAUGGGGAGGAAUUGAUGGAAAAAUCAAUGAGGGGAGUGAAUGGGAAUAAUGGAACAAAUGACCGAAAACAUUGGACAAAAUCAUCAACGGCGACAACUUCGAAUGAUAAAGACCCAGACAACGAAAUUUCUGUAUUACUACGAAAAAAGCAAGAACGCCUCCGUGAAUUAUUUUAUAAAAGUCGACCGACUAUAGAAACCUUGUAUGCUCGUGUGUUGAAAGAAUAUGCAGUUCAUGAAGCUAUACAUAAAAUGGAUGAAGCUGAUAAUAAGGUUUUUUGAAAUUAAAAAUUUUUUUUUGGCUCUUCCAGGGGUUCUAAAUAUUUU
This is a messenger RNA of Meloidogyne enterolobii, 1068 nucleotides long. NCBI's taxonomy places the organism in Eukaryota, Metazoa, Nematoda, Chromadorea, Rhabditida, Meloidogynidae. The record is from the annotation of a GenBank genome assembly.